AUGUUGUGUGUGACUGAACGGUUUAUUGUAAGUGAAAUGCGUGAAGUGAUUAAUUGGUUCGCUCCGAAAGUUGUGCUUCCCGAUGUAUUCCGGAUCUAUGAAAAUACUGAUCUAGUUCUUCAGCAGCAACGAAAUCUUUCCAUUAAUACGUUAAAUGCCGGAAGCUCGUGGCCAAAAGAAGACGUAAUAUCAAUCGAAAGCUCAGGUAGUCAUUUGGCUUUACUAGCAGCGUUUUAA
Molecule: messenger RNA, 237 nt
Organism: Cercopithifilaria johnstoni
Lineage: Eukaryota; Metazoa; Nematoda; Chromadorea; Rhabditida; Onchocercidae
Source: the annotation of a GenBank genome assembly